Molecule: messenger RNA, 630 nt
Organism: Pseudocercospora fijiensis CIRAD86
Lineage: Eukaryota; Fungi; Ascomycota; Dothideomycetes; Mycosphaerellales; Mycosphaerellaceae
Exons: 2
Coding region: 1-630 (209 amino acids)
Source: RefSeq, a predicted model, not a curated record
AUGGCUGCUCCACAAGCACAGCUCCCGCUUUCCGCCGGCGCUCGAGUCGCUGGCAUUCCAGAACUGCUCGAACAGAUUCUCCUCAACCUCAUCGACGCGCCUUCCUCGGAGGCUGAUCAGCAGCCUAAAGACCAAAUCGUCGGUCUUCAGACCGCACUUCUCAGCCAGCGCACUUCCCACGCCUUUCGCGACACCAUCAUCGGCUCUUCCGCAAUCCGGCGCGCUCUGUUCGGCGAAGAUGCGAAGCCAGCUGUCAGUGGGUUCCCGAAGGCAAACCCAAUGCUCCUCGAUAGCAUUGUCGGCUACGACCUUUCCGAGAGUGGCCCCUUCAAGGUCAAGGUCUGGCCAAUUUACGACUAUAGUUCGUACUCCGUGACAGCAGUGUAUAAGGGCUACAAGGUUAGAGUCCACCGCAUGUAUCCUACUAGAAACCGCAUCUCCAAGCGAAAGCGCCAAGGCAAGGACUUUCGGGCUUCUUGGCGCCAGAUGCGUUUGCUUAGCGAGACUGGCGCAGUUCCGAUCAUCCAGUUGGAGUUGAAGUGCGUCUCCGAGACGAGCAUUCUGGAAGGUCGCUGGGAGAAUCCGACUCUGGGCGAGGUCUUCGAUCAGCUCUAUGGAACAGGAACCUGA